Arabidopsis thaliana (thale cress) is the source of this 844-nucleotide messenger RNA. RefSeq lists its product as uncharacterized. The transcript is spliced from 3 exons. Gene Ontology annotation, cellular component: apoplast; plasma membrane. NCBI's taxonomy places the organism in Eukaryota, Viridiplantae, Streptophyta, Magnoliopsida, Brassicales, Brassicaceae. Bases 179 to 475 code for a protein of 98 amino acids. The record is from RefSeq and is marked reviewed.
AAAAAGAGUGUCAAUUAUCUUUCCACAAGAGGUCAAAUUAAUCAAUAAAAACUGAGUGGUGGAGAAAAUUAAUAUUUUUGGGGUUUUCUUAUCUUUUCAACACUUCUUGGAAUGUUCACUUUUCAUUGGGAUUUAUAAAUAAUAGUCUACAAUCAAGAAAACAAAGAGAGAAAAAGAGAUGGAAAGAAAAAAGUUUUCUUCAAAAUUUAUUCAUUUGCUCAUUGUGUUUUUGCUUCUUUGUACGUUUCUUUCUCGUACCGAAUCUGCUCUUCCUUAUCACCAUGAACUGUUCUUGGGGAGGAAGCGGAUGAAUUAUUAUAAGCCCAACAGUGCCAUAGGAACACCAUCAUCAACUAGUGACCACGCUCCAGGCAGUAAUGGGAGGAAGUUGAUGAGUAUAUAUAGACCCAAUGGAGACAUAUUUACAGGACCAUCAGGCAGUGGGCAUGGUGGGGGUCGCACUCCAGCCCCCUAGUAUAUAUAUAUUAAUGUGUAAUCAAGGACUCACAAGCGAAGCUUUUAAUUCUCGAUCACGUAUAACGUAUGCGUUGGUGUAGUAUAUGUUUAAUUUCUGUUUUCACAAGCCAAGUUUUUCAUUUCUCGAAUAUGUAAUGUAUAAUAUGUGUGUUGGUCCAGUAUUUCUAGUGUUCUUAAAUAAUAUCCAAAAUGUGUGUUUAAAAUAUAAUAUGUAUUUUGUUGUUAAAGUUUACAUAUACGUUUUAGUCUGUAAAGCUCUAAAGCAUGUACUAGACACCUUACCUUAUACGUUUUAGACUUUUAGUAUACCACGAAUAAUAUAUUUAAGUUAUUAAAAUCAAAAUUAAGAUUUGGAAUUUCAGAUAAU